Eimeria maxima is the source of this 5625-nucleotide messenger RNA. RefSeq lists its product as hypothetical. The transcript is spliced from 17 exons. Bases 1 to 5625 code for a protein of 1874 amino acids. The record is from RefSeq and is a predicted model, not a curated record. Lineage: Eukaryota; Apicomplexa; Conoidasida; Eucoccidiorida; Eimeriidae.
AUGAAGAGGGUACGAAAUGCUGCUGCUGCUGCAGCAGCAGCAGCAGCAGCAGCAGAAAAUGGUACUGCGUCAAGAUCCAGCAGCAGACGAAGCAGCUGCUACUCAAGCAGCGAUGAGCGCGCUAGCAGCAAGAGCAGCAGCAGCAGUAGCAGCAAGUGCAGCAGCAGCAGCAGCAGCAGCAAGAACAGCAGCAGCAGCAGCAACAGCAUGAGUUUGCAAGGAGCCCUAGGGGGCCUGCUGCCAAUUAAGGACGAGCCUUUGCUGCCGCAGAAGAAGCAGCAGCAAAUAAAGCGGCGCCGUGGUCGUGGUGUUGGUGUUGCUGCAGCAGACCCCACAGAUGCAGUAGCAACAGCAGAGGCAGCAGCAGCAGCUGCUGCUGCAGCAAAGGCUUUGCCGCCUUGGGUGCAGCUGCUGCUGGGGACAUUCAAGCUGUACAUACAGCGCAGCAUAUCGCUUGCUGCUGCUUUGCAGCGCUUGUCUGGUUUGCUGCAGCAAGCCUCUGCUGCUGCAGGCACUGUUUGCAAGCGCAGCAGAGGCAGAAACAGCAGCAGCAGCAGCAGCAGCAGCAGCAGCGAGGUUAACAUAAGCUUGUUUACAGAGGCAGUCUUCCGCCUCUGUUAUCGCUUGCUGCUGCUGCUGCCGCGGCUGCCGCAGCGGGAAGGGCAGCGUAUUGCUGCUCUCCCGCUGCAGCUGCUGCUGAGGACAGAUCAGCUUGCUGCUGCUGCUGCAGAAGAGCAAGCGCCUCACCAAGCAAUGCCUGAAGAUGACGAGAAUAGCAACUCGCAGCAGCAGCAGCAGCAACAGCAGCAAAAGCAGCACUUGGAAUUGUGGGGCCGUUUGCUGCCGCUGCUGAUGGCCAAGCAGCGGCCUGUCAGGUUGGGUGCUGCAUGUUUGCUGCUGCAGCUGCAGCAGCUGCAGCAGAAGCAUGCAGCAGAAUUAAGGAGUCCAACCCCUCCUGCUACCUUGCUGCAGCAGCACGUGCAGCAAUCUCUUGCGUUGCUGCAGCAGGGAAGAGAUCCGCAGCAGCGACAUCUUGCUCUGCUGCUGCUAGAAAAUAUGCAAACCGAUCCAACAGUAAAGGCUGCCUUCUUGCAGUGUUUAACGGAUGAAUCUCCUGCGGUGCGCCGAGUUGCUGCAAGGCGGCUGCUGCUGCUGCAGCCUAAGCCAUUAGACCUGCCUCUAGGGCAGCAGCAGCAGCAGCAAGAACAACAACAGCAGCGGCAGCAGCAGCAAGAGGCACAGGUACCGCAGCAGACGGAUGCAAUGCAGAAGCAGGAGAAGGAAGAGGACCAGAAGCACGAGCAGCAGCUGCAACAGGAGCAACUGCAGCAACAGCUGCUGCAGCAACAGCAGCAAGAGGCAGAAGAAGCACCCCUUGAGCUACAGGCAAGGGCCUUCGAUGCUGCUGCUGAAGUGCGUGCUGCUCUUUACACCAAACUCUCAACGUGUGAAGGUGUACUGACACCACAGAAAAGGACGGAGAUGAUUUUAGUUGGAUUAAAUGACAGGGCAGCAUCUGUAAGGGCGAGUUGCCUUAAGAUGCUGCGGACAUGGGUGCAGCAGAGGGAUUUACUGCAGCAGCAACAGCAGCAACAGCAGCAGCAGCAGCAGGAAAUGCAGCAACAGCAAGAGCAAGGACUGCAAUGCAAACGGGAGGAAGAGGAGCAGCAGCAGCAGCAACAGCAGCAAGACCUGCAAGAUGGGCAGCAAAUUGAGGUGGAUCAGCCGCUGCAGAGUCCUUCAGAGGACAAGAAGAAGCUGAAACAGCAGCAGCAGCUGCUGCAGCAAGAGCAGCAGGAACGGCAGCAAUUUGCUGCUGCAUGCGGCGGUCUUGUAGCCUUUAUUGAAGAUAUGGGCGAAUGUCUACCUGCAGCAGAAGGGGCAGUCGAGCUCGCCGUCAAAGAACUCCUAUUGGCCUUCCCUAAUGACCGCCCAGCAGCCGGGAUUCGGCGGUUGUUGGAGAGGAGGGGGGCGAAGUGUUUGAGUGAGUUGACUCCAGGGGCGGUCUUCCUCCUCCGGGUGUAUGCGGAGCAUCUAGCGACGCCAACAGAACGAAGCAGCAUCGACAUCUCGCAGCUGCACGAGCUGCUGAUGCGGCUGCUGAAGGCAGCACAGCAGGUGGAGCAGCAGCAGUAUCUGCUGCUGCAGCAGAUGGCAUCCGCUGCUUCACCAGAUGCAGCCUCCGAGGCUUCGCUGCUCGAAGCCCAGAGGGAAGCUGAAAGCCACCAGCUGACCCUGCUUGGAUGUGUGCGGCAGCUGCUGCUUCUGGCUUGCUGCUGCGGCAUUUCCUCUCCUGAGACAGAUCGUCUCCUCGAGGAAGCAUGCGAGGUCACGUUGGCAACAGCUCCCCUCGUGGACGUGCGGCGACUGCUGUUGGGCAAUCUAAGCCCGGCAGAGCAGAGCAUUUCCCCCUGGCCUGGCCGGGGCAGCAACAACGGCAACAGCAGCACCUCCACAACCCAGGGUGGCUAUUCUUUAUGGCCUGCAUACUGGCUAAACAAUACAGCAGCGGCUGCUGCUGUGCAGCUCCUGCUGCAGCUGCAGCGCCGGCAGCAUCCGCAGCAGUUAGAGGCCGAGUGUGGCCUCACAGCCAAAAUAUGUUCAUGUCUGGCAGAGCUGCAUGAACCCCUUGAAACUGGUUCGGAUGAUGCCGUGCUGCAGGAGUUGUGUACUGGCGCGGAAGGUGACCCCUUUGGGUUUAAUCCUCGCCUUUGCAGCACGCAGCUGCUGCAGCAGCAGCAGCUAAUGCUGCAACACCGGCUGGUUGCUCUGCAGCAGAAAGCAGUCGAGCUGGCAGAGCUGCUGCAGCAGCAGCAGCCCCGCAAGAAACAAAAGCAGCAGGAAGACAGUCAAGUGCUGCGGGCGCUGCAGCAGCAAAUCAGCAACAGCCAAGAGACAUACGGCCGCCUAGCGCCGGUCUACCUCAUCAUCACCAACGAACUGCAUCAGCGGUGGCUGCGGGUAGUGGCUACCCUUGACGCUUACUUUGCUCGCAGCAGCACCAGCCCAGAUGUUGAUGGAGCUCUUACAGAUGUUCCGGUGUCUCUGCUACUACCAGCGCUGCAGUUCUUUUGCAAUGAUGAAGAAGGGAUUGCGGCACGCUGCUGCUGCUGCAGCGAAUGUCUCGGAUUCAGCAGCACCAACAGCAGCAGCAGCGACACCAGCAGCAACAAGAGUGCACAGGCCCAGUGCUGGCAAAGAAGCAGCAAAACUUGGAGAGAGUGUCUCUACAGGCUGGUCUGCAAGAGCCUGGGCUGCUUCUGCCUCCGCAGCAGCAGAGAGCAGGAGAUAGCAAAUCAGCUGCGAGCCUAUAAGGCAACGCUGCUGACAUCGCUAGAACAAAUGCAAACUGCUGCUGCUGCGCUGCAAGAGCAGCAGCAUGACAUGCAGCUGCUACAACUCCGUCACACACACUACUCACAGAGGGCGCAGCAUAUCCGCGAGCAGCUGCAACACGGGCAGCAGCAACAGGAGCAGCGGGAACAGCUGCAGCACCAGCUGGAGAAAGCAGAAGCAGCAGCUGCCGAAGCUAUCCAGAAAAUGCAGGAAGCAACUGAACAGUCGAAACACGUAAGCUGCAAGGUGUACAAGUUGUUUCCCUUCCUAUCAUGGAUAUCUAUCUAUCUGCUGCUGUUCGUGCUGCUGCAGCACGAGAGGGACUUUGCUGGGCACACGCAGCGGUGCGAGUUGUAUGUCGCCUUUUUGGGGGAUUUGCUACUGUGCCAUCCGUCUAUGCUGCGGCGGGAAAUGGGCAAGCAGCGGCUGCCCGAGCAGCAACAGCAAUCACUGGAGGAGCAGCAGGAGCUGCAUCAAGAAGGCGGGGAAGCAGCAGCAGCAGCAGGAGAAUGCCUGCUCGACCUGCUGUGGAAGGUUGUUACUGCAGCGGAAGCAGCAACUAAACGGCUGCAGUCGUUUGCUGUUCGAGUUCUUAUGAAACUGCUGCUGCUGGGCCUGGUCCUUCUUCAGCAGCAGCACGCAAAGGAGCAGCAGCAACAGCAGCAAGACCAGCAGCGGCAGCAAGAGCAGCAGCAUCAGCAGGCAGUCCUAGGGGCAAGGCUAGAAGUGCUGCUAGAGGCCCUUUACCUGCAACCUGUGCUGCAGCACCAAUAUAGAGAGCAUGCAAAAUAUAUAAUGUCGCCGACGCUUGUUGGUCUCUCAGCUGACGACAAGAGUUCGAUUGCUUCGUGCUUGUCUCUUUGCUUGUCUCCUGCCCUGCCAGGUGGCUCUCAGGGUCCCCGUGCUGCUGCACUGGGGGCCCUUGCUGCUGCUACCCAGCGGCUGCUCCGGCGUGGUCUCCGGGGAGUGUUCGAGAUGCAGCAGCUGCAGCAGCUGCUGCAGGACCAGCUGCAGCAGCACCGUAGCAGACGCGGUGAGGAUAACGUGGCCUCACAGGUGGAGGAAGCAGCAGCAGCUGCCGCCGCCGCAGCAGCAAGACCCGAUGAGUUGGAGAAGCUAGCAGCAGGAGCUACUGCUGCUGCUGCAGCUGGUGCGCCGCAGGCUGCAGCAAUGAGGGAUGCCGUGCCUUCUCUACCGCAGCUGCUGCGAGGGUUUCGAAAGCUGCUGCAGUUUUGCUUUGCGUCGUUGCAGCAGCUAGCAGUAACAGAAGCAGCAGAUGCCCUUUCUAAACAAAAAGAUGCUGCUGCUGCUGCUGCUGCAGAAGAGGAAGCAUGGCCUGCUGCAGCAUUUGUGGAGACACUCUUUCUGCUGCUGCUGCAGACAGAAGAGCUCCUGCCGCCCCUCUUGCUGCUGCAGCAAAGCACAAAAUUCCUGGAUAUCAUUCCUUCUGUAAUCGGACUGUGGCUCGACCCUCCAGCACCAGCAGCAGCAGCUGGGACUGCGCCGGACUUGACACUCAACAGCAGCGACACCCAGCAGCAGCAACAUUCAUUGUUUGAGCUGUACAGGAAGACCAGCCCGGACACCGCUGAAUGUUUGCUGCUCGUCUCACAACGCAUUCUGAAAAAUAUUGUGGAGCUGGUUCGGGGGACACAGGGGCCCUUAGUAUCAAAGCGGCUGGCACUGAAGGCAACGGAAGGAGCCUUGCAGCGCGUCACUGCUGCUGCUGCGGCGGCAGCUGCUGCAGGCAGCGGUGGUGGCGGUGUCAAGACCGAACCCUCAACUGCUGGAGCAGCAGCAGCAGGGCCAGACAGCAGCAAGCACAGGAGGGCUGAAGCGCUGCAUGCUUCGCUGAAAGAAGCCAACGAGGCCGUUUUGCUGCAGCAGCAAGAGCAGCAGCAGGAGUCGCCGGGGUCCGCUCUUGUCACUUUCCCUUUGAUUCUCCUGGAGGCUCAGCAGCGGCUGCUGCUGCAGCAGAAGGAGCUGCAGCGGGAAGAACACCUGCUGCAGCGGGAGGAGCUGCAGCAGCAGCACGGCAAUCUGCGGCGGUCCUGCCGACUCCAAAACUCGGCAACCAGCCCCAGAACAGCUCGCAGCACCACCCACUGCAGCAGCAGCAGCAGCAGCGAGGAGGAUCCGAUUGAGGACGUAGAAGCAGAGACGCCGCAGCGGCCAAUCCGGCAGGAGUCUAAAGGCGGCAGCAAGAGAGGCAGCAAACGGCCGUCCGGCAACGACUCUUCAGAGGAGUACGAGUCAGCGAAGUCUUCUGAGCACAGCCCCUCGAAUUGA